This is a messenger RNA of Plasmodium vivax (malaria parasite P. vivax), 3939 nucleotides long. RefSeq lists its product as hypothetical. Gene Ontology annotation, molecular function: protein binding. Bases 217 to 3939 code for a protein of 1240 amino acids. The record is from RefSeq and is a predicted model, not a curated record. The transcript has a single exon. NCBI's taxonomy places the organism in Eukaryota, Apicomplexa, Aconoidasida, Haemosporida, Plasmodiidae.
UCCCCCGUGCAAUCCCGUGGGCAGCUCCUGCCGCAAACGUGUUUCCCAUUUUGUUCAUCCGUUCCUUCACCCCUCGCGAAUCCCGAGAGAAGGCCCGAGCCUCGCGCACGUGAGGCCGACCGACACACACACAUAUGUGUACAGCUAUAUGUAGCGCUUUAAUGUGACCCUCCACAGCAGACAAAAUAAGUACAUCCCCCCCCACUCAUAAUCGUUAUGAAUGUAACAAGCAUCAUUAAUCGCGAAAAAAGAAAAAGACAGGAGGAAACAAGUCAUGUUAUUAAGAAAAAAUUCAAACACUGGAAUAUGUUAAAUUCUUUGGAAGGCAAUACUCAAAAUGGAAUUGCGUCCUCUUCGUUCUGUACGGAGAAGGUACAUACGAGUGAGUACACACAGGAGGGGGUACCCAACAUAACGAGUAGCCACUGUGCAAAGUAUGGCGAGCGGAUCGACGUAGACAAAGCCACGUCCAAUGGAGUGUGCGCCUACACGCAGGGUGGCAGUGCCGUUGUUCCUCUUUGUAAUAAUCGCGAGUUUAGUUGGGCCCACCCGAACGAGCCCCAGUUUUAUUUGGACGUCGCUGCGGGAGGCGGACAGGAAGAUUACCCCGAGCAUGAGGAAUGGGAAAAGCAGGGCGGGGGAAAUGGCCUGGAGGGAAACGGGAUGCAUAAACUGAAGAGGACUAGAGGGGAAAAGCCCACGGGAGGAGAGAUCAAAGGAAAUGAGAAAAAAAAAAAGAAGAAGAAAAAGAAAAAAAGGGAAAAUGGAGUGGGUCAUAGCGAUAGUGAUAGCGGCGGUAGCGACGGUAGCGGCGACGACGGCAGUCGCAGCAGGGGGUAUCGGAACCACCGGAGCAGCCAGAGCAGCUGCUAUUGCAGCCCGCCCAGCAGCAGUUGUAGCAGCAGCUGCUGCGGCGGCCGAAGCAGCGACUUCAGCGAGAGCCGCGGCAGCUACGCCAGCUCAAGCCGCGCCCCAAACCGAGGCAAACACCACAAGCGCAGAAAGGCCAGCGAGGGAAAUCACAACCCGAGCACCAGCGACUCCAUAUGGGAAGGACUCCUAAAGAAAGACGUCAUCCUCCUCCUAAUUCAGGCCAUAAAAAACAUGGGUUAUAAAAAAUCAGCCAAACAUUUAGAAUUAGAAAGUGGCAUAGAAUUAGAGCAACCAUUAGUAAAGGAAAUGCAUAAAAAUGUCCUCGCGGGGAAAUGGAAAAGUGCAAUCCGUAAUUUGAAAAGCAUACGUGUGCAUAAAAAAAUCGUCAAAGCAAUUUCCUUCCUACUGUAUGAGCAAUGUUUUAUAGAAUAUCUAUAUGAAGGGAAGCACUUUGCUGCUCUGAGGUGUUUAAGAAACCGACUAGCCAAAUUCUGCUUCGAUGAGGAUACCUAUAACAGAUUACACGAGUGUACCACUUUUUUUAUGUCCCUGAAUAGUACCCACUUGACAAAGAAGAGACAAAAAAAUUACCAAAUGAAAAUCAAAAAUUCGCGUAAAUUACUGUUUGAAAAAAUGAAUCGCUUGUUACCUGAACAUGUUAUUCUUCCCCCGAGGAGACUAGCCAUUUUGCUGCACCAGUCGCUCAAGUACCAGGUGGACAACUGCCUUUUCCAUAACAACUUCUCCGAGGCGAAACUCAUAAGCGCGCUCUUGCAGGGGAAGAAGGGGCGGGGGGAGCUCGACGCCUCCAUCGAGCAUAGUGCCGCCAUCGGGGCGGGUGCCGCAAUCGAGGAGAAGACGCCGCGAGUUAAAGCAGCCACCCCCUACAACGCAGCGUGCCAAGCCAAGACACUUGAAUUUAAGAAGCAGAAAAAAUUGGGUGGCGAUGACCAAGUGGACCGUGCCACCAACUCAUGCUUCAGUAAAAAAAAGAAUUCCAAACAGGAGGACGAAAUGAACCUUUGUGUGAGCGACUUCUCUAGGUACCACCAGCACGUGGGGGGGGAGUCCUCCCUGUACUACCACAAGGCGAAUCCCAAUCCGAAGAGUGGCCGUGCAGACUUAGAAGGGUCGGACGCCUACGUCAGGCUAGACCACGCGGGCGCGGACGGGGGCCUUCCCUGCGAGUUCGCCUCCAGCGAGACGCUGCUGAAUGAGGCGCCGCUAAACGAGGCGCCGCUGAACGAAACGCUGCUAAACGAGUCGCCGCUAAACGAGCCGCCCGAUAAGCCUGCCAACUACAUGGGCGCGACUACCCUCCUGUGGGACGACGAACUGGAGGGGGAGAACCACUUCAACGUGACCGGUGGCCAGCCUGUGAGGAAAAACACCAAGCUGAAGAGCGCGAUGCAGCCGGGGGAGCAGACCCGCACAUCUCCGAGGAGGAGCGGCGCGGAUGUCACUACCACUGCCACUGCGAAGACCGCCGCUACCACCACCGCUACCACCACCGCAGCCGCACUGUUCGCCAACCCCUUCCCCUGCCUGAAGGAGGCCAUCAUGAAAACCGCCAAAUCGACGGCGUGCAGGAAGUACGCCAAAAUUGCGAGCAGCGGGCCCAAAAUAUGCACCCUCAACGGGUCGACGAGCGAACAGCGGAAGGGAGAGACACCAAGUGAGCUAAUCGUAGGAAAGCAUAAAAUUCAGCAGGGUAGUAGCCUACCCGGUGCGAAGAAUGUGAUGAACCCGAACGACGGAUUUGCCAAUGCGCAGGAUGGGGGAAAUGAAUCCAUCGGAGCCGCUAAAAAGGGGGAGAAGGCGCCCCCUAAAGGGUGCAACGGUGUGGAGGAGACGCUCCAUCCGCAGGCGGGCCACAAUCACCGCAGUGUGCACCCGGAGGGGAAACACGACGAUAGAGAAGUGAAGGAAGAGAGGAGGAAGCAAUGCGCCAGACAAGACGGGACCCACCACGGAAUGUGCGAAGAGUCCGGCAGAAAAACAUUCACCCUGUCUUUGCUAAAAAACCACCAGUGUAAAAAGAUAAAGCUGCCAUACUAUUGCAUAAAAAUUUUGCAAGGGCAUAAGGACGAGGUGUGGUACGUGAAUGUAUCGAAGAAUGGAAAGUACAUAGCAUCUGCAAGUAAGGACAAGAGCAUAAUUCUUUGGAAGGGUCUUUACCCAUUUAACAAGUUGAGAGAAUGGAAUGGGCACGUAGACGGGGUCAGUUACGUCAUCUGGAGCCACAACAGUAAGUACCUAGUGUCUGGUUCUAACGAUUCUAAUAUCAUCAUUUGGAGCCCAAAAAGUAAUAAAAAAAAAUUAAGUCUGACGAUGCAUAAUGGGCCCAUCACAUCCAUUUACUGGUCGAAGGAUGACUCUACGAUUAUAUCCUCUGCAUUUGAUAAAAAAAUAUUCUGCACCAAAUUGAACAAAGAAUUGAAGGGCUUUUCUGUCCUCUACGCCUGGUCCUUCAGCACGAGGAUACAAAAUUUCGUUUUUACAAACAAUGAAAAGUACCUCAUUGCAGUUCCUUCAGAUAAGAACGUACGCGUAAUCGAUUUUGCUAUAAAGAAGGAGCUAUACAUUUUGCCCGAAUAUGAUACCAUCACAUCUGUGUGUGCCUCCAGCUUGUAUAAUCACAUCUUGGUGAACAUAGCCGACCAGAGACCCACUGUGAAAUUGUGGGAUGUGAAACACAGGUAUAUCAUUCAGACGUAUCGGGGGCACAAGCAGGGGAGAUUCAUCGUGCACUCCACCUUCGGGGGGAAGAAAGAGGACUAUGUGAUUAGCGGGAGUGAGGAUAGCUUAAUUUACAUUUGGCAUAAAACCAAGGGGUUCCUUCUGGAUGUGAUAAAUGGCCACGCCUCCACCGUCAGCAUCGCCAUCUGGCCCCUCGCCUCCUCCAAGUUCCCCUACAUGGUCUCCGCCUCGGACGACCACACCGUCAUGGUUUGGAACGUCCACCCCAAGGCCACCACCAUCCGGCGCGACUCCCGCAGGCGCCGCAAGAAGUUCCUCCACCCCUUCCUGCGCGAGCUGACCAAGUUUCGCCCCGUCACGCGCUGA